This is a messenger RNA of Suillus paluster, 1275 nucleotides long. RefSeq lists its product as uncharacterized. The transcript has 7 exons. Gene Ontology annotation, biological process: D-serine catabolic process. Bases 1 to 1275 code for a protein of 424 amino acids. Lineage: Eukaryota; Fungi; Basidiomycota; Agaricomycetes; Boletales; Suillaceae. Gene Ontology annotation, molecular function: D-serine ammonia-lyase activity. The record is from RefSeq and is a predicted model, not a curated record.
AUGACACCCAUACUACAAACUAAAACGCCAUUGCACUUUAUCAACCCCGAUAAAGAUGCAUUGGUAGCUGAUUUUGUAGGAAAACCACUCAAUGCUCUGAGAACGCCCGCCUUCGUCGUGGACCGCGCGCUGUUCGCAAAGAACUGCAGGAAAAUGCACGAGAAUGCUAGAGAUUGGGGAGCGACAUUUAGAGGACACCUGAAGACACACAAGACAGUCGAGGGAACAAAGUUGCAGUUGAUUUCAAAUGUCGGCAGAGCUUCCGCCGUCGUUGUAUCGACACUCAUGGAGGCCUGGGGAGUCGUGCAAGGUGGUCUCGUAGCUGACGGCACAGUCAAAGAUCUUCUGUAUGGCCUUCCAGUUGGACUGAAUAAGUUGGAUGAUCUGUCUGCUCUCCAUGCUGAGAUGACAAAAUACGGCGGAACUGUCCGUAUUCUCAUAGACCAUUUAGAUCAGGUCAAAUUUCUGGAGGAGUACGAGAGGGCGCAAGAGCACCCGAAGAAAUGGUCUGUCUUUAUCAAGAUGAAUGGCGGUCUUCAGCGAGCCGGGAUACUUCCCGAGCCCGUAUCUUUCAAAGCAUUCAUGAGGAGGGUGUUUGCAUCCCCUGCAAUUUCGGUGUUUGGAUUUUACACCCACGCCGGGUACUCGUAUGCAUCGACAUCGCUGGAGCAAGCUACUUCGCAUUUAACAGGAGAAGUGCGUCUCACCAAUGACGCAGCGACCAUGGCCCUCGAAGUUCUGGCAGAUCCAUUCGUCCUUUCUGUAGGAUCCACUCCGACUGCUCUUAGCGCAAGUGCGGAAGCGAAGCUGAAGAUGACAUCGACGCUUAAUGGAACACUAGAGCUCCAUACAGGAAAUUACACCAUGCUCGAUCUCCAGCAGCUACAUACGACUUUGAUCGGUCGUCCACAAAUCUCCCAGAAAGUUUUGGCCACUGUCAUUUCAUACUACCCCGGAAGAGGAAGUGACGGUCUAGACGAAGCCAUGUGUGAUGCUGGUGGCAUAGCUAUGAGCAAAGACACGGGUCGUAUUCCAGGGUUCGGAGAGGUUAUUGGCAAGUCAUGGAAGCUAGGAAGGAUUUCGCAGGAGCACGGGAUACUGGUGCAAGUUCCCCCGGACCCAGAAUCAGGUCGUACAGAUUCUGCGUUGAGGGUAGGAGAUAUCAUCGAGAUUGUUGGGCAGCAUGCGUGUUUGAUAGCCGCUGCUCACUCGUGGUACUACGUCAAAGGAAGUGACAAAGUGGUUGACAUUUGGAUCCCAUGGAAGGGCUGGUAG